UGUUUAUUUUCAGAUGGAAAAUGGCGUCUUCUGAGCCGAGCCGUGUUGUGGAUGUGGGUGAGGCCGUGUCUGUGGAGAAACAGGGGCCGGAUGUUGAUUUCUGGGCCGGAUUCGGGCCCAUAGUGAAGCGAGAGCCGGUGGUGAAGCUCCUGAGUCCGGUGAGCGGGUUGGAGGCUUUGACGUGGUCGGAGGAUCAUCGGCUCGCCGUGUCCACUGUGAGCAGUGUGUCCCUCAUGGAGCUGCUGUGCGAGCAGCACACACACAGCCAGGGUUUAGUGCUUCACCGCACUCACAUCCCUCUACCGGAGUCCGUGUGUGAACUCAAGGUGGGCCCGGAGAACAAAGUGCAAUCAGUGAAACGAAAGUUUGAAAACUCUGAUGAGCCUUCAGUGAAGCAGGUUUUUCUGCUGGAUAGAAUUAUGAAUCCUCAAGCCGGGGCUCCGCGUGGCAUAAAGUACACCAGCUGGUCGCCGCUCGGCUGCGACAUGAACGGGCGGUGCGUUCUGGCUUGCCUUACGCUAGACUGCCGCUUGACCGUUCACAGCAGCCACAAGCACCUGCAAUGGACUCAGCUCCUGGACCUCACUGAGCUUUAUGGUGACAUGCUAAAAUCGAGAAACUACUCAAGUAGCAAUGCUUCUGAACCCUCGCCGGGAGACCUGGCGGAUUUUGAGGAGUUUCAGAGAAGGUAUCGGAUGCAGAUGCCUGUGCGGAUGGAAUGGUCCAGCUUGUGCAACACGCAUCAGAUCCAGAGCAACAACGAGUGCAAGGAUGUGGGGACCGUCCUCCUGGCCGUGCUUAUGGAAAACGGGGACUUGGUGGUAUGGCAGUUCCGCCUGCCCAUAGAAGGAAAGGAAUCCGUUGUCUCUUGCAACACGAUCAAAUCGGACGUGUCGUCACCAAGCGUGUUAGCCUGGUGGGAGUACGAGCAUGGUGGACGCAAGAUGAGCGGCCUGAUCGUGGGCAGCAUGUUGGGACCUGUUAAAAUAUUGCCUGUGAAUUUGAAGGCCGUGAAAGGAUACUUUACCCUCAGACAGCCGGUGGUGCUGUGGCAAGACACGGAUAACAUCCCAGUGAGCAACAUCAAGUGCAUCACACUCUUCCACCCUCAGCAGAAGUGUAACUGUAGUUUGGUUGUCGCAGCACGAGGCCCAUAUAUCUUCUGGUGCUUGUUGCUCAUCUCCAAAGCAGGUCUAAACGUGCACAACUCUCACGUUACUGGCCUUCACUCGGCACCAAUUACGUCCUUAAGUGCCACGCACAGAAGAAGCUCAGUCUUCACCUGCUCUCUGGAUGGCACGGUCAAAAAGUUGACACCGGUCUUUACCGACACGGCUAUCGUUUUCAAGCAACAGGAGAUGGAGCUUCCUGAAGGUGUUCGUGGCUGCCGCAUCCACGGGAUCGCCACCAGCCCAAACGGCGCCUACCUCACUCUGGCCACCACGGAAGGCAUGAUCAAUGGGCUGCACCCAGUUAUCCGCACCAACCUGGUGCAGUUCGUCACGCUCAUGACGCCAGAUGAAGCAGGAGCAGAGCUUCUUGAAUCACAAACACAAAGCCUUUACAAGCAGGCUGACCUGCUGGAUCUGGUGCGAUGGCGUGUCAUGCAUGACAAACAGAUUCCUCAAUUCCUCCAAGACGAGCUCGAUGAGAAGACGCCCACAUCAAACUCGACAUACCUUUGGAGACUCAAGCUCUUCCUGUUGCGUGUCCUCCACCGGUCCUUGCAGAAGUUGCCGGUGGAGGUGCGUUGGAGGCCCACCCAUGAGGACGGCAAAGCUUUUCUGCCAGACGAGGUGGAGAGCGACACGGUGGACAGGAGCAGGACUGACGACGCCCCUGAGACGAACGAAUCCAAAGCGAAGAAAGCUGAAGGCGAGCCAGACGAGGAGCGAAUGAGCGAAAUCACAGCAUGGAUCGAGGAGGUGGAAUCGCACCUGACGCGUGAGCACAUGAAGAGGGUGCUAGGAGAGGUCUAUAUGCACACGCUCAUCACAGAGAACACGUGCAUCCCCACUAAAGGGAUCUGUGACUUCCUGUCGAACGAUCCUACCAAUGAAGAUCGAGCUGCCAAGGUUCUGAUUGGACACGUAAUGAAGAAAAUGAACAAGCAGACGUUUCCCGAGUACUGCAGUCUGUGUAAAGAGGUUCUGCCCUUUACUGACCGCAAGCAGGCUGUGUGCAAUAGCGGACACAUAUGGCUCAGGUGUGUGCGGUCAUAUCAGGUCUGUCAGAGUGUGACGUACCGCCGCUGUCUGCUGCAGGACAGCAUCGCUUCAGUGCCACAGCCUGAGGAUCCAGACUGGGUGAAGAAGAUCUUACAGGGGCCGUGUACGUUCUGUGACUCGCCGCUGCUUUGACGCACUCGACGUAGAAACACCGCAAGUCCCAAAGCUGCUGAUACACACCUUACAAUCUGUCCAGCGCUGUUUAUUUAGGUGUUUUUUUUUCUUUUAUAAAUCUAAUAAUCCAUGGCUAAUAUAUGAUAUGUAAUGUAUGAGCAUUCUGAAUGAACUGUGUAAUUUUUCCGUCUUUUCUAAAGCACUGGUUUGUUUUGUCUAGAGUUUGGGAUUGUUUUUGUUCUGUGGUGCCGAGGUCAGUUGUGUGUACGAAUGGAAAAGGCGGGAAAACCUCCCCCAACUAAGACACCAACUUUUUUUUUUUUUUUUUCCUCCCCCCAUUUUUCCUCUUCUAUCUGCUGAACACUUCCUGUUUGAUCCCUAUGCUGCUACGUACAAUUCCUCUUUACCACAACUUUUUCUUUCGGCUUCGUCGUAUGGUUUCGCUUCUUAAUUGGCUUUCGGAAACAUCUCCAUCGGCAGCGUCCUCGGUCUUCACACGAGAACUUUACACAGGCUGGAUGAGGAGAGAUUAAAGCCCGCGAGAGACAGAUAUGCAGCGAGAGACAGAGGCAAAAGUGUUUUAAGAGUGCGUUUCGGCGCUUCCCAAGGGAUGCGCGUCUAAUGAGAUACCAGAGUAAUGAGGCACGGGUUCCAGCCACAGAUGUGAUUCUCAUUUUAAUUAAGAAGAGGCGGGGUUAGAGUGCAUAUUGUUAAAUAUAGUUAACCCUCUUUCUUUUUAUGGGCCGUGGGGAAAUAAAUACAGAAGCCGUACAGUUUGACACAGGAUCCGACUGUACGUUCUUCCCCAUGUUCCUACCUCAGGAUCAGAGCCGGGAGAUGAUGUUUCGAAAAUGGUGUUUCGGUUCAGUCUCGUUCACUCUUAUCCUCUAUAUCGGAUCCCGAUCCCCCAGAACGCCCUGCUCCGUCUCUGAGGUCGUUGGAGUGUAUCACUUGAAAUAAGAAGCGCUUAGAUUUUAUAAAAGGAUGCUGAUAUAAAAAGCCCUGCUGUUUGUUGCUCAUGGUUCACCAGUCCUCCAAAAAAAUGCCGGUUUUUAAGUACAACGAGAAUGCAGUUGUGAUCAAAGAAGGGCGAGAACCCAAAAGGAGAACUCGCUACAGCAUCAAAUGUGUCUGUUAUGCGUCACUGUAAAUUUGUCCACCAACACAGCAUCCCAUGUAAUCCUGAGGCAGAUAAUUGUUUUAGUAUAAAUACACAGGUGAUUUAUUAAAAAUAUAUAUAUAUUUCAAACUACAAAAGCGGCAUGCAAAUGUAACUAGAAUGCAUUUCCGGAGAAAAUGCGAAAGUGUGCUUGCUCAGGCGCGCCGCCAUGGCGACCCGGCAAGAGAAGCGACCACACGCCCACACAAGUUUUGUGUCAACACGCAAAAGUUUGGCCAAGACACAAGGCAGAUUCUCAUACGCAGAUGACAGGCCAGCAAGGGUCUUUACAGGGACAUCCCAGAGCAUCACUAACCUGAAGAUUUAGAUGCAAUUCUAAAUCCGUAAAGAAAUAUGACCCAAAAAAUGUUUUUGCUCAUUGUGGCACCCCCUAGUGGCCAAAUGACACCAAAUUUGAUGAGGGUACAUGAACUGGUGCCGAAAGUCAUGUCAACAAAUAUGGUCUUGAAACAUCGAAGUGUUUCUGAGAUAUGAGCCAAAAUACGUUUCUGCUAAGUGACGCCCCCUAGUGGCCAAAUGACACCAUAUUUGAUGAGAGUAGUUUGGAUGGUGUCCAAAGUCAUGCCACUAAAUAUGGUCCUGGUACGUCAAAGCGUUUCCGUGAUAUGAGCUCACUUCCUGGUUGGUGGCUUCGCCAUCAAUUGUGAUUGGCUGCCACGGGCGAACGCUUUGACCUAUGAGAGCGAAACGAAUAUCAUUCAUCAGGCAUGGACUGGAGAUUGUGUGCCAAGUUUCGUGACGAUUGGACAAAACAUGCGGCCAGGGUCACUACCUUCACUUUGGAAAAAAUUAAAAAUGGCAGAAAAUCUAAUGAGGCGGAAAAUGACGUCAUAGGGUGCGUUGGAAUCGUCUAGCUCCAAGGAUUCCAACAGUACCAGACUUAUGAAAAUCGGACAUGCGGGUCAAAAAUUACGUGCAUGAACGCAUGUAAGAAUUUGAUCAGUUGAUGGCGCUAGAGCAUGAGACGUACCCACAUGAAACUUGAUGAAACCAAUCAGGGUCCAUUCCUCUAUCAGUGUACCAAGUCUCAUGACUUUACACCUUACGGUUUGGCCUCCCGAAGGAAAGAUCUGUUUUUUGCGUUGCGUGCCCAUUCAUUUCAAUGGGGAAAUUAUGGGAGAACGACAAGGUGUAUCGAAAAGCUGUAUACAAGCAUACAUCUGCACUACAGGCUGGACAAGUGAGAAGUGGAACGGCGUCUCUAACUCGAAUGCCGCGGGAGGAGUAGCGGCUCAAAAAAGUCGGUGGAAAAGAAUAAAAAGAAGCUUUAAUAAUAAUAAAAAACGCGUCGGAAAACAACAGUGUGCUCGCUUUGCCAGCACACUAAUAACACUGCGGCGCAGACUUGUCACUUAUCUACGCCGAGUCACAUAAAAUACUUUUGUUUUGAAAUCGAUAAACUAAAUCACAAUCCCACCUUACCUUUUAAAUAGCUUUAGACCAAACUUCAGCGCGUCUUUAGUGCUUUUAGGAACAGCGUUUUCUUUCAUCAUUUGUAAUUGUUCCUCACUUACAGUGAUGAAGCAAUCGGCCGCCAUUUUGCCAAGUCGCUCGAGGUGAUUAUCGAGAAAUAGUUUGAAUUUCUCAACCAAUCAACGCAUGAUUUUCUAUAAUCACCUCCGUAUUUAUACUAAUUUGCGUUAAAACCUCCUUGAAAAGUGACUAAUAAUGGAAGUAAAUGUUUAUGUACGUUUAAAUAUACUUUUAUAGAUUGAACGUGCUCUGUAGCUAUACAAGUUGUACUUUUCGCCCUUUGGGGGAUAGUCUCUAGAGUUUACGCAAAAUUGUGCGUAAAACAAAAAACAUCCAGCGAGCAGCCGUUCUGCAGGUGGAAACGUCCUGUUGAUGAAGGAACAGCCAGGCUUGAGUUUGAGCCCUUGAAAGGAAGUCUGUGCUAACCCAAAUAAACCACUCUAUACAACCAUGGUGAGCAGAAAAGCAUCUCAGAACACAAGAUGUCGUACUUUGAUGCAAAUGAGCUGACUUUUCUCAUCAACAAGGCGUUUCUGCUCACAGAACUGCCGCUCGGGUCUUUCGUUUUUAGUUAAUUAAGAAAUGUUUUUAAAGAGAAAUUGCAAAAUACAGGUGGAUUGUUUUGCAGUCGCUCUGUCAUAGUCGCACAUACGCUACGCAGCCGAUUGGUAGAAAUUACACAAAAAAAAUGUUCAGUCUUGAAUGAGGUGGAACAAGCCUAAAUGACUGUCACGCUCAACUUUUUUUUUUUUUUUCCUUGUUUGUUAUGAACGCUGUUUUUCUCAGGAGGCGCUCGUCCUUUUGGUGUGGGCGAGGGCGUGUGCCAUGCUGAUAGGUGGAGACCCAUUGUGCCGAAAAGGUUAGCAGUGUUUUGGCAGAGCCUCCUCCGUCUUUAAUAUAAUGAGAUGUCAGAAAGCAUUUGUACAAUAAUUACAGCCCCCUCCUCCUCCUCCCUUUCUUUCUUUGUACGCACACACUCAACCCUUCAAAACACAGGCUUUGUUUCUGCAACAUACGAUAUUCAGAGCCUCUUCUUUAAACGGUCACUUGGAUCCAGGACUUUUGUUGCAGCAUGUCGUAAUGAGUCGCUGUAUUUUAAUUCAGAUGUUCAUACAUGUGUAAAUCUGCUUUUUUUUUUUUUUUGAACCAGUAUAAUAGGUUCGUUAUGAAACCUCUCAUGCACAGUAUUUUGAUUAAACGUCUUAAAUGAGUGAGUGAGUGGGCGUGCCACUGCUGUAAGUAAGCUACUGUAGAAAUUAGGCUCCAGUGCUGUUGUUUUUAUCUUUCUGCUGCUUAUACACUGUACGUGCUCUAAUUCCUUAAUGGGCACCAUUUAUCUUAAAUUAAAAUGAUGCCGUCUGUGUAUAUCUAUAUUAAUAACCAUUUUUGCUGCCAUAAAGUGUGUAUAUAUUAUGUGAUCUCAAAUAAAGGCAAUUUUGUAAAAUUUUGAA
Messenger RNA from Neoarius graeffei (lesser salmon catfish), 6446 nucleotides. RefSeq names its product general transcription factor IIIC, polypeptide 4 (gene gtf3c4). Gene Ontology annotation, molecular function: protein binding; histone acetyltransferase activity. Lineage: Eukaryota; Metazoa; Chordata; Actinopteri; Siluriformes; Ariidae. Gene Ontology annotation, cellular component: transcription factor TFIIIC complex. The transcript has 5 exons. Gene Ontology annotation, biological process: transcription initiation at RNA polymerase III promoter. The record is from RefSeq and is a predicted model, not a curated record. The coding region runs from base 21 to 2360 and encodes 779 amino acids.